Molecule: messenger RNA, 1230 nt
Organism: Fusarium fujikuroi IMI 58289
Lineage: Eukaryota; Fungi; Ascomycota; Sordariomycetes; Hypocreales; Nectriaceae
Exons: 3
Coding region: 1-1230 (409 amino acids)
Source: RefSeq, a predicted model, not a curated record
AUGGAGCCGGCAAGUAUCCCAAGAAUUCCAAUGCUCGCUCAAUCUCUAACACGCUACUUCGUUGCAGAGAAAGGUGGCAAUGGCUUCUUUGUCAACAUCCCUGGCCAGGACCAAGCUAUUAUCUUCACAGCAGGUCAUAACCUUAUGGAUGAAAACGGCAAAAGAACCCAAAACCUUCGAGCCUGGUGGUCUGAUCUAGGGGAGCAACACAAAGGGGUAGAGAUUCUUGAGAAAGAUACACGGGUCAGCAAGAUCUUUUCGACCAAGCCCAACGAAGAAUCUGCCAUUGAUGAUUUCGGUAUCAUUAUGAUCCCCAAGACCAACAAUCCUCCCCCUCCCAAGACAGCAUUUGGAUUCGCUCUAAGACUUGCUGAGGAGGAGCGACUAGAAGGUAUUUGUAACAUCUCCAGCUACUUGACCACUGCCAAGCCUGGCGAGCCGCCUACACGCAGUACAGGACGCUUCGUUAAUCCUAUACUGAAACAGCAUCAGCUUGAGUAUCUGACGUAUACUGAGGCUGGCGUAAGUGGCUCCGUCGUCUGGACUGGAUAUAAUGGAACUCCGGUAGCAGUGGCCAUCCAUAACUAUGGUCCCAAACGAAAGAGUCCCAAGUAUGGAAGUCGUGGCUCACGUAUAGAUAUGAAGAUGAUGCGAGAGAUCAUGGAAUGGACUGGCGUUUACAAAAGGGCUGUUGCCAUUAUAGCCCAACCAGCCAACAGAAAACAGCCAACUCCCUCACUGCCCCUCUGCAUGGCCUGGUCCGAACAAGACAAAGUUCUCCGCGUCCACGUCCAAGAUGACACUGAACCCACCGCAGAAGAAGCAACAUUCCAAGCCCUCCCAGUCUUCUCCGCCGCAAUGCUCCCCCGAAAAGAACCAAAGGAGGAAAUCGGCUUCGCACAGAUUGACAAGAGACCCAAAGCUGCGGAGGACGCGAUGCGCUGGGUGUCGUGGAACUUUGACUGGAACAGCGUUAGUUUCGCUAGUGCCCUGAGCAGAGCGCGGCUAGUCAAAUGGGAUGUGAAGGGGCCGUGGGCCGGGAAGAUGGCCGGGAUGACGUUCAGUUGGGGUGAUGCGAUGCGAGAGGUGGUGUUUCGGGUUGAUGAUGAGGUUGUCAAGAAGUGGGAGCUUAAUCUACCUGACACUGAGUACACCGGUAUUGCAUAUCAAGACAAAUCAGAUUCAAAGUUCGAGAAUGCCUACAAGAAGUUUAUUAUGAAGGAUGUUUAG